CACACUCCUCACUGUCCUCCCAAGCUCUCCCAUUGGCUACAGACUGUGAGAAACUCCAACAAGCCCAAGACCCACAUAUUCAUAUGCAGAUUGGGACAAUAUAUAGGAGAGAUGAAGCCAGUAGAGAUCAGAUUCUCUCUACACAGACCUCUACAGCACAGAGAUCCAGCCAUGGUACCUACAAUCACUUCAACUAUGAUCUACACGAAGGAGCACCUGACUCUGACAAACAAGCUAAGAAAGCCAGUGGUGGAGAAGUUACGCAGAGAUCGUAUCAACAACAGCAUUGAGCAGCUCAAGUCUCUCCUGGUUCCAGAGAUCCUCAACCAGCAGUCCGACUCUAAGCUGGACAAAGCCGACAUCCUGGAGAUGACAGUUUGCUUCCUGAGACGACAGCAACAGAACCAGCCAGUGAGCUCCUCCUCCUGCUCAGCACCUGUCAAUCAGGGUUACUCCAGGUGUGUCCAAGAGAUUGUUCACUUCCUUUCUAAAGAUGAGCAGAAGUCACAGUCCCAGAGAAGACUGCUGAGACACUUCCAGAGCCUGCAGCCAUCCUCUGAUAAGAACAGGAGGGAGAUUGACGGUCCUCAGCUGAGCUCCCCAGCCCAGCACAGCAUCAGCAAAAACAAGAGUCCAGUAAACAUCGCCCCCUGGAGGCCCUGGUAGAGACCUACAGAUAGGAGCUCCACUCAGACAAACACAACGGAUUGACCAUGUUGGUCUAAGAUUAAUUUCAUGGACAGUAAUGAGUAUAAUAAAAUAUAUUCCUCAUCUUCUGCUUAUGCAGGAGUUUUUUUAA
Molecule: messenger RNA, 799 nt
Organism: Oncorhynchus nerka (sockeye salmon)
Lineage: Eukaryota; Metazoa; Chordata; Actinopteri; Salmoniformes; Salmonidae
Product: transcription factor HES-5-like
Exons: 2
Coding region: 112-666 (184 amino acids)
Biological process (GO): regulation of neurogenesis; regulation of transcription by RNA polymerase II; anterior/posterior pattern specification
Cellular component (GO): nucleus
Molecular function (GO): protein dimerization activity; RNA polymerase II cis-regulatory region sequence-specific DNA binding; DNA-binding transcription factor activity, RNA polymerase II-specific
Source: RefSeq, a predicted model, not a curated record